Molecule: messenger RNA, 323 nt
Organism: Nannochloropsis gaditana CCMP526
Exons: 1
Biological process (GO): rescue of stalled cytosolic ribosome; ribosome-associated ubiquitin-dependent protein catabolic process
Cellular component (GO): RQC complex
Molecular function (GO): ribosomal large subunit binding; tRNA binding
Source: RefSeq, a predicted model, not a curated record
GGGCGCCUUGGGCGGGGUGGGGGCAGAGGUCUCCCCCGUAGCGCUGCAGGAGGCGGGCUGUCUGGCCGUCAGCCGGUCCUCGGCAUGGAAGGCGAAGAUGGUCACGUCGGCCUGGUGGGUGGGGGCGGGGCAGGUGAGCAAGACGGCGCCCGCGGGGGAGUUUCUCCCCACCGGGUCCUUCAUGGUCCGGGGGAAGAAGAACUUCCUGGCGCCGCAGCCGCUGGAGAUGGGCCUGGGCCUGCUCUUCAAGCUGGACGAAGGGAGCGUGGGGCGGCACACGAAGGAGCGGCGAGAGCGAGGGGAGGUUGGGGGGGAGGAGGAGG